UCCCGGGAGGGAUGAGGUGGCUAGGGCUUCGUGUUCCUUCCCUGUGGGCUCGGUGCGUGGUGACCUUGGCAAGUGACUUUAUGUUCUCGAGCCUCAGUUUACUGCGAUGUAAACGUGGCUUAGUAACAGUAGCGACUGUUGAGCGAGUUUGGUGAAAUUUGGCUACUGAGGGCUUUAUUAACACAGGGCUUGGCACGAAGUGAAUGCAUAAAAGUUAGUCCAUGUUGUUAUCAAAGGUAGCGUUGAGCGCUCGACUUGGUCCUGGGGCCCAGGGUCUGGGCGCAGCAUUAGAACAGCUAUUAACCUUGUGUGCCUGGCCCCAGAGAGGUGGAGAAGAGCGAGUGCUUGAGAAAGAAGAGGAGGAAGAUGAUGAAGAUGAUGAGGAUGAGGAUGAGGAUGAUGUGUCAGAAGGUUCCGAGGUGCCCGAGGGUGACCGUCCUGCAGGUGCCCAGCACCACCAGCUUAAUGGCGAACGGGGCCCUCAGAGUGUCAAGGAGAGGGUCAAGGAGUGGACACCCUGUGGACCCCACCAGGGCCAAGAUGAAGGGCGGGGGCCAACGCUGGGGAGCAGCACCCGCCAGGCCUUCUCCAUGGCAGCCAUGAAUAAGGAAGGGGGAUCAGCCUCUGCUACCACUGGGCCAGACUCCCCGUCCCCCGUGCCUUUGCCCCCAGGAAAACCAGCCCUACCUGGGGCUGAUGGGACCCCCUUUGGCUGUCCUUCCGGGCGCAAGGAGAAACCCGCAGACCCCGUGGAGUGGACUGUGAUGGAUGUGGUGGAGUAUUUCACCGAAGCUGGCUUCCCUGAGCAAGCCACAGCUUUCCAAGAGCAAGAAAUCGACGGCAAGUCUUUGCUGCUCAUGCAGCGCACAGAUGUGCUGACCGGCCUGUCCAUUCGUCUCGGCCCAGCCCUGAAAAUCUAUGAGCACCACAUCAAGGUGCUGCAGCAAGGCCACUUUGAGGAUGACGACCCCGAUGGCUUUCUAGGCUGAGUGCCCAGCCUCACCCCUGCCCCUACCCAUUCCAGCCCCCAUUUCACCCCAAGCCCCCCAGAGUCCAGGAGCUUCUGGAUGGGGACACCCUCAGCCCUCAUGACAGAUUCCAGUGAGGGGGCACCUUCCCUACUCAUCUCUCUGUGUACCCCCCACCCAGC
Molecule: messenger RNA, 1150 nt
Organism: Trichechus manatus latirostris (Florida manatee)
Lineage: Eukaryota; Metazoa; Chordata; Mammalia; Sirenia; Trichechidae
Gene: SAMD1
Product: sterile alpha motif domain containing 1
Exons: 4
Coding region: 222-989 (255 amino acids)
Molecular function (GO): protein binding
Source: RefSeq, a predicted model, not a curated record